AGAGAGAGAGAGAGAGAGACGGGGAAGAGACCGUCAGUGCUGCGUAAAGACGUUACAUUUCGACGUCUCUGUUGGGGAAGGGGCUAAAGAAGAGAAAGAAAAUUAAGAGGGAACAGGGAAUUCCGUAAGACUGACUAGUUUAUGAAAAGACGCACAGCAGACACAGACUGGACACGAGAAACAGUGACAGCGCCAGGUUUCCCAUUAAUUCAUCUUCUGCUUUACUUUUAAACGGCUUGUCUGUAACAUUGGAUUUUAUUCAUGAUGAAUCAGGACCAUUUAUUUAACAGUUUUAUCAAACCCAGUAUGGAUUUAUCAUAGAAGAAUCUAUCCCUUUUCUGGAAUAUCCACUUUUGGAGAGCUUUUACGCACCGCUUUCUUGUGUUUGGAUGGCACUUCAGAAUGUUCCUGCAAGCAUUCUGAAGAGUUAAAAACGUUUUUUGUGCGCUAUUAUAUAUUUCAAAUUGCACACUAGUCCUGCUCGCCUGAUUUCUCAAGUGAACAUCAGUAUCACAUCUCGCCUCUGCCUGUACCAGUAAUAGCAACACAGAUCGCUUAACAGCUUUACACAGACUGACACCGGUGCCUCCUAAACGGCUGUUGGUUCUGUGUAUGUUCUUUAUUCCUUCUGUUUGGAGGAGUUUCUCAACUCUGGACGACAAUAUUAUCGAGAAAUGCUUCCUCUGUCCCCUCUGCUCCUCCUUUUCCCCGCUGCGCUUUUCGUGGCCGCGCAAAGUGCCGGAGACCUCCAAGGCUUCACCUUCCCCGGUGGGAGCGCCGGUUUCGACCCGACAGACCCCUGCGUGGUGGUGUCUCCACCAUGUAUGAGCGAGGCUGAUCGCUAUAGCCUGGACGCCCUGCGGAGCAUCCAUCAGAUGAUGGACGAUGACCAAGACGGUGGGAUUGAGGUGGAAGAGAGCGUGGAGUUCAUUAUUGAGGACAUGAAGCAGCAGCAAACAAACAAACACAACAACCUGCACAGAGAAGACCAGCACAUCACAGUGGAGGAGCUCUGGAGGGGAUGGAAGUCAUCUGAAGUACAUAAUUGGACUCAAGAGGAGGUGGUCCGCUGGCUGAAAGACUUUGUUGAGCUGCCACAGUAUGAGAGGAACUUUAAAGACUUUAAGGUCAAUGGAAACACACUCCCUAGGAUUGCAGCUAAUGAACCUUCAUUUCUGAGUAUCCAGCUGAGAGUUCAGGACCAGAGAGAUAAACAGAAGCUCAACAUUAAAGCUCUGGAUGUGGUUCUGUUUGGACCACCUACACGCCCCCCUCAUAACUACAUGAAGGACCUGCUGCUCAUUGUGUCAGUGGUGAUGGGAGUCGGAGGCUGUUGGUUUGCUCAGGCCCAGAACAAAGCCAGCAAAAUCCACAUUGCCAAGAUGAUGAAGGAUUUAGAAAGUCUGCAGAGGGCUGAACAGAGCCUCAUAGACCUACAGGAACAACUGGAGCAAGCCCAGGAAGAAAAGCGGAAUGUGGCGGAAGAGAAGCAGAACCUGGAGGAGAAGAUGAGAGAUGAGAUCAUGGGUGCACAGGAAGAAGCUUACCGUCUGCACGAGCUGAGGCAGGGAGCCGUCAGUGAGCUCAGUCGCCUGCGAUAUGCAGAAGAGGAGCUAGAACAGGUCCUUGGAGCACUGAAGCAGGCUGAGAAGGAUAUGCAGGCUAGCUGGACUGCCUCAGAGGCUCUUCAGCAGUGGCUGCAGCUGACACAUGAGGUAGAAGUUCAGUACUACAAUGUCAAAAAACAAAGUGCUGAACUUCAGCUCGCUACUGCCAAGGAAGAGGCAGAGAGGAUUAAGAAGAAGAGGAGUUCUGUGUUGGGGACCCUCCAUGUCGCCCACAGCUCCUCUUUGGACCAGGUUGACCACAAAAUCCUGGAGGCAAAGAAUGCCUUGUCUGAAGUAACAGCCUGCCUGCGGGAGCGCCUCCAUCGCUGGCAGCAGAUUGAGCUCCUCUGUGGCUUCCCCAUCAUCAGGAAUCCAGGCCUUGCAAACCUUACUGCUCAGCUCUACUCAGACUCACUUGCCCUGGGGUUGCCUCGAGUGCCACAGUCAUCUUGUUCGUGUCACAGCUCCAUGCAUGGAUCUAUAGAGGAUCUCUUAGAGGAGUCUCCAAUCCUACCACAGAUGCCAGUUCCAGUUCCAGUUAAGCGCUCUCCUCGAACACAGGGAUCCACCAUAUGUCGAUCACGUCGUCCCGGUGUCAUCACUCAGCCACCAGCUGCCGUGAUCUCAUCAGACCCCGACCUUCUCAUCCCCAUCCGAGCCCCUUACUCUUGCCAUGAUGAUGAAGAGGGGCUCUUCCGGAAACCUGUGAAAAAACAAGACUCCCAAGAGAGGUUCUCAGACUCAGACUAUAUGCCCUCAGGUCCUCUCAGCAAAAUGUUCCCUAGUUCCACUGUUGACGCUUCCUCUCGAAAGCCCUAUCAUGAUGAAACUGAGCUGUUUGCAGACAGCUCAAGUACAAAGCCACUGAAUAAAGAAGUAGAAGUUGUUGUUGAAUCUCCAGUUCGCAAAGUUUCUGUGGAAGAGCUUGAAGCUUCUGUAGAUGUUACCUACCGGACGAUGGCAAAAGACAAACCCUUGGAUACUUCUUUGGAAACCUCUUCUUUGAUGAUGUCUGCAGAAGAGUCUCUCCUAGAUGCUACAUCAAGGAAGAUACUGCGAGACAGGAGUGAAGUUCCCAUAGAUGUUGCACUAAGAAAAGGGAUUUCAAAUGAGUUAGAUACAGAGUUUUCACACAGGAAAUUAGACAAAGAUACAAUAGGGGAUUUGAUGGAAAUUCCUUCAAGGAAUACAUAUAGAGAAAGAAACAAUUCACCACUGGAUGUGAGAAAGAUUUUUUGGAAUGAAUAUGAAGCUUCAAUAGAUGCGACACCAAGGAAGAUAUCAAGAGAUAUGAUGGGAGUUUCAAUGGACAGCGCCUCAAGAAAGGUGGCAAGAGAUGAUGCUGAACGCCUGUUUGACUCCAGAAGGAUUACAAGAGAUACGGUGGGAAUGUCUCAAGACACAGGUUCUCGGAAGCUUCCUUGGAAUAAAGGAGAAUGCCAGCCUGAUUCCUCUGUUAGGGCAUUAGCAAAGGACAUGAUUCCUGAGAUUUCUAGAACACCACCAAGAAAGAUAUCUCGAGAUGAACUGGAGUACUGUGCAGAUACUGCUUCCUUAAAGCUACUACCCAGAGAGAAACUAGAAGCACUUUUGGAUCCCUCAUCCUGUUCAGACAAGCAAGAGUUUGGUUUGGAUCCCUCAACAAGUAGAAGGAUACUGAGAAAUGAAUUUGAGAUGUCUGCUGGGUCUCUCAGAAGGAGAAUACCAAGAAUGGUAAGAGAGGACAUUGACAGUUCCAUAGACACUCCCACGGGCAAAAUCUCUUGGGACAGAGUUGAUGUUCCAUUUGAAAUGCCCAAACAAGUAAUACUACGGGAAGAGUUGGGAGCAUUUGGACAGCCAGAUAUAAUGGUAACUUCCCAGGUUCCAUGGAAGUCCUCAUCGGACCUUUACACAGUUGGCCCGCUGAGCCAGCUUGUGUAUGAUGGAAUCCUUGAAAAGUCAUGCAGCUCCACUGCUUCACCCUCAACCAGUCUCUCUGCCUCGACGCCUAACCUGCCUCAGAGCAGACUGCUGGCAGAGGUGGAGCCACCACUGCAACCAGUAAGGGCUUCUGUCCCAACUCCAGCAUCGUCCUCCUUGACUGGACAGGAGAAGAACAAGGAAAAAGAGAAGAGCAAGAAAUCCUUAAAGCUCAAAAAUCUUUUUAAAAAGAAAAAUGAGUCACCUCCAGAGAAGCUUCAGAGUGGUCUUCAGAAACUCUGACAAUCAGCAGCAAAUGUUUAGUUUUUCUUUUUGACUUUUUAAAAAACAAGAAAUCAGAAAGUGGAGCUUUAGAACUCUUUUAACGACAUCUGAUGGUGAAAAGACAGAGUUUUAGAAAGCACAACCUUACCUACAACUGGACAUGUUCGGAGACAAAAUGAAAUUAAAUCAGAGAAACAGAAUCAUGAUACAUUUAUGUCUGACAUUACCUCUAAGAAAAUGCAAUCCAGUUGAACACAUAAAUUUAUUACAUUAUUUAUUUUACAUUUGAAGCUGAUUUUACUGUCUGUUCUUAAGUCUUAUAGACACGUGGUUGAUACCGUAUUUUAUUUUAGAAGCAGCUUUUUAUGCGUUUUGUGAUGUUUGAAAGAUUAAAUGAUGUAUUAAGUGACACUGCUCCUCUGUUUAACAGAGGCAAUGCUUGAAUUCAAUUUAAACCUCAAAUGAAGACGUUUACUGCAGUAGACCAUUAAUGCAUUCUGAGAGAAAUAUAGGUAAAAUCCCAUUUCCCAUUUCCCAAUCACAUUUCCAUCCCAAUCCUGAUCUCAGUUCUGUUAAGAAUGAAACCUUUCUGACAUUUUGGUAGUUUUUUGUUUUAUUUUAUUUAUGUAUUUUAAUGCACCAAUGAGGAUUUAGAAUCAGAAUCUGAUUAAAGUUGUGGGCCUGUUUGAUGAUCAAAUUAUUACACCACAAUCAUAUAGUCCCAAUGAAGUAGACAAGAGUAUUUUUCUAGGUUUAGAUCUUUCGACUUGUUUUUUUCUUUUGCUUUUAUUUUGCAAUUGCUUCACAAUGUCUGAGUUUAGGCUUGAAAAUUUAUUGUUACUCAGGAUUUAUGUAGGAUUUGAAAUCAAAUUUUUAAGGUCCUUAAAUAUGUUUCACUGCUGAACAGGUCUGCGCUACGAAAGCAUGUCCUGCAGCAAAGUAUAUAAUAUUUUAUAAAAAAGAAAAGUUUUUUAAGGUUUCAUGCUAUUUUUUUGUAUCGCUUAUCCAAUAAUAUUUUGUAUAUUUGUGGGAAGUGUUUGCAGUAGGAACCUUUGAAUGGGGCUUAGACAGCCUCAUUUUAUCUCUGGAGUGAUUAAAAGCCAUUUACAGUAAACAUUAACACUUUUAAGGUGGGGUUCACCUGCAAAAUGUUGCUGAAAUAUAAAAGAAAUAGACAAAAACAUUCAGAAUUACAUCGCUCAGUGGUGCACAUACUGUCAUAAUUGAAACUGCUGAUGUUCGCUUGCACACAUUUGUUGUUCUUGGGCAUUUUUGACUUCUUGUGUACCAGGAAGAAACAAGCAACCUAAAAGCUUUAAAGUAGACUUAUCCUGGUGAAUAUUAACCUAUUUAACAAAAGGAGUGAUCCUGUUUGGUUCAGGACAACCUACAUUUUAUUAAAAAAUGUUCUGCUUUGAUUUGUCAAAUGCUCAUGAUUGUUUGCUUGCUAAAAUGGCAAAUUUGAACAUGGUUUAGCUAUAUUUGUUUUAAAAAAAUGUGUUUGCCCAUUUGAAUACACACUUUGAAUGCCUGAAUGACUUAAAUGAUUGGAGGAUUUAUGUUUAUUUUAUCGUUUACAGGCAUUACGUCAGUGUCUUAGUUUUCUGAAUUUCAAUAAUUUGGAAAAUAAGUUUUUAAUUGAAUUAGAAUGUUUUUCAUUUAUUUAUUGAUUUUUCAUUUGCUAUUAGGUUCUUUGUUUUAUUUUCAAAUGAUAUUAAAGUGUAAAUGAAAUGUUAUCCUUUGUCUUAGAAAAGAACAACUGCUGAAUUUUAGUAUGAAAGUAAGACUCAAUAGGCUGAUAUUUGUUGACUUAUUAGCAACGGAUGAUAAUGGAGGAAAUAGAGAUGAUUUUAAAAAAAGAAAAGGUUGUGCAUUGUUCUGCAAUAAAUGCUUUCUCAAAACCA
This is a messenger RNA of Amphiprion ocellaris (clown anemonefish), 5698 nucleotides long. RefSeq names its product tromal interaction molecule 2a (gene stim2a). The record is from RefSeq and is a predicted model, not a curated record. Gene Ontology annotation, molecular function: protein binding; calcium channel regulator activity; calcium ion binding. The transcript is spliced from 12 exons. Gene Ontology annotation, cellular component: endoplasmic reticulum; plasma membrane. NCBI's taxonomy places the organism in Eukaryota, Metazoa, Chordata, Actinopteri, Pomacentridae. Gene Ontology annotation, biological process: activation of store-operated calcium channel activity; intracellular calcium ion homeostasis; store-operated calcium entry. Bases 675 to 3812 code for a protein of 1045 amino acids.